UGUAGCAGCUGUGCUGGAGGACUGCUGAUGAGGAACAAAAUGGGAGCUACUAAGCAGUCAUUUGAAGGCUGGCUAUUAAAAAGAAAAAAGCUAGCUAAUUACAGCUUAAAGGAAGAGGCAACACUUUGUGCAAAAACACCAGAAGGUGGAGUCUGGAUAAGAGCUGUCAGGAGGGCUUUCUGGCCAGUUUGAGGCUGAGUGAUAGCAAUCUCGAACCACAGAUUUGGAGGAGUGGCACCAAAAGGCCUGUUGUUAACACUGAGUGCUUUGCAGGACAAGUAGCACUCCCUGCUUCCUCAGCUGCCUGAAAAUCAAGCCGUAGAUACUGACCUUCAGCCAAAAUAAGGAAGGAAAAAUGCCAGCUUCUCUGAGAAAGCUGCGGCAAAUGGCUGUUUUCAUGGGGCUGUUCAGCGGCGGGGGAUGCAUCGUGAUGUACAAUCUUAUGCAAAGCAAUUUUGCCAGGACCCAGUAUUACCAGCAAGCUUUGGAGCAACUGAAGAGCAAUCCUGAUGCCCUGGCAGCCCUGGGUGCCCCCCCUCUUAAGGUUCACAACAUCCACCUGACAGAUGGGAGCAAUCGCGUGGACACGGAAAGAGCGCGGAUAAAGUUACCAGUCUCUGGAACAAAAUCAGCAGGCUGCCUCUACAUUAAUGCAGAGAUGGACCACUCCCAUCAGCGCUGGUGCCUUCAGGAUGUCACCUUGAAACUGUGGGAUGGUCAGAAUAUUCCCGUUUACCACUCUCCAGUGGAAAGCAUUGGUGUGCAAGAAGGCUAAAAAUCAGGGACAGCUGCAUCUCCGCCUCCCAUUGAGCCAGAGGAGCCAUUAAUCGAUUGCAUCCUGCUGUGUCUGUGAAUGUACACAGUUGUCACAAGUGACAGUUUCACUUAAAGCGGUGCUCUCAAGACAAUUUUCUCUCCAAGAUUUACCUCAUUAUUGUUGCAAUGGUAAUUUCUUUCUUUUGCUGGUUUAUUCAUGUGUUUAACAGAAGCCUAAAAUAAAUAUCUUGCAUAAGAGUUGCUGUUGCAGAGAAGUCAUGUGUUAUGCCCUGUGUGUGCUGGUAUUAU
Melospiza georgiana is the source of this 1065-nucleotide messenger RNA. RefSeq names its product cytochrome c oxidase assembly factor 1 homolog. NCBI's taxonomy places the organism in Eukaryota, Metazoa, Chordata, Aves, Passeriformes, Passerellidae. The record is from RefSeq and is a predicted model, not a curated record. Gene Ontology annotation, cellular component: mitochondrial inner membrane. Gene Ontology annotation, biological process: mitochondrial respiratory chain complex IV assembly; mitochondrial respiratory chain complex I assembly. The coding region runs from base 356 to 775 and encodes 139 amino acids. The transcript has 6 exons.